UACUCAUGCAUCUCUUUAUGAUAUUUCUUCUUUGUGCCGUUGUGUACGGCAUUGGCCGCAUUUCAGAGCCAGAUCUGAGAGCUGUAAACUUUGCCGACAAGAUAGAAGGAAAAAAACUGAACGGAAGCCUGAUAAGAGAAAUAGAAGUGGAUUCGGAAAGUUCCUGUCAGCUGGAGUGUGUGGAUGAGGAGCGUUGUCAGUCUUACAACUUUGGAACCAUAAAGGACGACUCAGAGAAAUUCAAGUGCCAACUAAGUGACUCUGAUCGAUUUGCAGUAAUUUCCAACCUCACUGAGGAUAAUAAUUUCAUAUACAGAGAAAUAAAGAGUGAAAACGCUGUUAAGUGUUUAACGAGUAUCACUGGCACUGUUCGCUAUAAUGCCGCCCGAAAGGCCUGGGAAUGGUGUAAUGGUAAAGUUUGGCAACCAGGGAUUGGUUUGGACGCUACUGACCCAGGACGUCACUGUCUCGAUAUUUUAAAGUCAGGUCAAAGUCGUGGUAGCGGGCUUUACUGGAUCGAUCCAAACGGUGGUUUAACAAAUGACUCUUACCAGGCUUUUUGCGACAUGGAGACCAGUGGUGGAGGCUGGACACUAAUUUCCACGAAAGUGUCUCCAAGCUUCCUCUAUAUUAAGACAGCCUUCCUAGCUUCAGCAGCAAGAUCCACGGACGCAGAUGCAUCGAGUCACAUCCACCCUGACAUGGGAGACUGGGAAGAAGUUAUGUUCCGGUUCAGCGACGUCAAUACCAUCCGGGUUAUUUACAACAGAAAGGCAGGCGCUCCAAAUAAGUACAAAACAGUCUUCGAGAAGUUCUUGAUGGGUACAACUUACAAUGAGGUGAGGAACAUCCACGGUUUUUACAAGUACAGCCCAGCAGAUCACAAUGAGAGGAAUCCCUCUUCUGGUUUUGUCACCAUAUCACACUUGCACUUUUACUCGAACAAUGGGAUAACUGAAUGCCAUGCUGGCACAGACAUGUGGAUUGACAUUUGGAAUCAUCGUGACGGCUCAAACAACUACAACACCUCCGAUGACAGCCGCGCUCUUGGUACCAAGUGUAUCGCGGGCUACUGUUAUCUGAACAAACCGAUCUGGGUAAUGGUAAGAUAGGAAGAAAAAAACUGUAGUCGAAACUAGGAAAGGGUGCUGUCAAGUUUCUUUAAGGCGAUGGAAGUUCAACAUUUAUUCUAUGCUGCCACAACCAGCCAGACAUUAUUGUAUUAGUAAAGAGAAACACGGUUUCAUAACACGUAUGGAUAAUCCUCAUGUUUUCAUCUAUUAAAGAGACAGCGGUCUCUCUUUCCUUAGAGCUCAUGAAUAUUAUAACCAACUGAUGGUUGGCUUCUCUUAUAAAACCCUUGUAAAAAAAAAAUUUGCACGGUGUUGUAGGGUCAGAAAGGCUUCCUCAAUGAACUUAAAUGCCGUGGAAGAACUUUGAAAGUACAAUAGCAUUAAAGAGCAUGUCCACGAGAACACCGGGCAGAACCGGGCAGGGGUGAUAAUACUCAAAUCCCCAAUUUGGCUCAAACUUGUCCCAAAUGCAAAGUAUCAUGAGUUAAGAAAUGUGUGAAAGUAAUUGGUCAAAAUAUUUAAGCCUCGAUAUAACGUCGAUCAUAGAUAAGGAUUAUCAUAAUCUUGGUGUAGCUGCUUAAAAUAAAUGUUUUUAAAGAUGCAGUU
Molecule: messenger RNA, 1679 nt
Organism: Stylophora pistillata
Lineage: Eukaryota; Metazoa; Cnidaria; Anthozoa; Scleractinia; Pocilloporidae
Molecular function (GO): extracellular matrix structural constituent; oligosaccharide binding
Source: RefSeq, a predicted model, not a curated record